This is a messenger RNA of Limanda limanda (common dab), 222 nucleotides long. RefSeq names its product guanine nucleotide binding protein (G protein), gamma transducing activity polypeptide 1 (gene gngt1). The record is from RefSeq and is a predicted model, not a curated record. Gene Ontology annotation, cellular component: heterotrimeric G-protein complex. The coding region runs from base 1 to 222 and encodes 73 amino acids. NCBI's taxonomy places the organism in Eukaryota, Metazoa, Chordata, Actinopteri, Pleuronectiformes, Pleuronectidae. The transcript is spliced from 2 exons. Gene Ontology annotation, biological process: G protein-coupled receptor signaling pathway. Gene Ontology annotation, molecular function: G-protein beta-subunit binding.
AUGCCGGUCAUUAACAUGGACGAGCUGACGGACAAGGACAAGGCUGUAAUGGAAGUCGACCAACUUAAGCGUGAAGUGAAACUUGAGAGGUGGUUGACGUCAAAAUGCUGUGAAGAGGUGAAGGACUACAUUCAGGCUGGAGAGGAGGAGGACACUCUUGUCAAAGGCAUUUCAGAGGAGAAGAACCCCUUCAAGGAGAAAGGCGGCUGUGUCGUCUGCUAG